ACAGAAAAAUUAAAGAAAUAUCCUGUGGCUUUCUGUGUUUUUAUUUUCAUUGUUGAUGGUAUAAAGAAAUAAAAAAGACAAUUCCAUGCACUAAUAAUGUCAUUUGGUUGUGUUGUCCUCUUUUCUUUAAUGAUUAUUAUUAAAAAUUCCAAAGUACAAUCAGUAAUUGUUGAGUGGUGUGAUUUUGAGGGUGAUGCAAAUAAAAAUUCUAAAAAGAAAUUGAUGUUUCAUGUUUUGAAAAGAGAUUUUGAUGCGGGUGGAUUACGGCAUUGAUCAUAGUUACGGCGAUUGAGCUUUAAAGAGAGAGAGUGAGAGAGUUGAAAAUUACAUUGGCUGAAUGAGAGAUUCUGUCCACCUGUGUUACGUACGUUCAGAGUGAAUUUUCCCACAAUUAUUAGUUGUGUCACCCAACAGUUUUAUGUGCUUUGCAACUCUUUUGAUGAAGGUUGAAAUGUAGACCAAGAAAAAAAUCGUCAAAAUAAACGCAAAUAGAGAUCAAAUCUAUUCAAAAUUUGGAGUGCAAUAUUCGGUCCAACUCACGAACGUACGUAACAACUAAAAAAACGGACCGUGGCGUCCGCGAAUAUGACGCAUGGAUAAUCCACGUAUCAGUCAAGUGAACCAAGGCACUGCAACGUUUGAUUGUACUUGCAAUCCAUGCGCUGACUUCUACAAUCGCGGGGCCGUGUAGCUCUAUAUAACUUCUGUCCAGUUUGUGCGUACGUUCACGGUUGCUGGUAGUUAGAACGACACGUACGCACGAUGGACAGAAAUGCUAUUCGGUCUUAUUUACGUACGUUUUUUCGCGGGGUUUCGUGAGCAGCAGACGACAUCCGAUCGUAAUCAUUGGAGUAUCAACUCAACAUUAGAUUAGAUCUAGGCUUUGAAAAUCGUGGAAUGGUGCAACCGCAACCCAAUUUAGCUGCAGAUGAUACCCAGAAUGAUGUGAUGACCACCAGACCAACUGGAGAUGAUACCCAGAAUGAUGUGGAGAUCACCGCCGACAGACCAGUGGCAGAUGUUCACCAAGCAGCCGAUGAGUACCAAUGUGGAGACUUUGUAUUGAUCAAUAUAGAUCUAUCAGUCGGCAAACGUGGAAAAAUUCUGGAAUACGUUGGAGAAGUGAAAGAUGUUGUGGGAGAAGAUCUUGUCAUCAAGUACAUGGCCAAGUCGGAGUCUCAUCCGGGGCUAUUUAUAUGGCCAGCACGUGAGGAUGUGUCUCAGGAAUGUAGAAAACAGAUAGUGAAGAAAAUGCCUAACCCUGUCCUUCGGGAAGACAUCAGCAGCACUAGAUUACAAUUUUUCACCUUUGCAGAACUCUCCCCAGAAUCAUGACUUGCUCCAUACAAUUUAUGAAUGUCUUAUUACUCAUAGAUUGGUUAAUAAUGAAUCGAGUCAUUCCAACUUCUUCAGAGAACUUGUGUAAAGUCCAGCACACCCGAUAUCGUCCCAAACCAUCGGUUUUAAAAUCCUUACAAUAUUCUCUGACUCUCGUGUAAGAGGAAAACCUAGAACUGCGUGUAUUGAUGUUAAAAAGGAGACAUGAUUAAAUGGCUGGAUCGUGCUAAUUUAUUGUUCUCACGUUGUACUUCAGUAAGGUUUUAAUCACCU
Molecule: messenger RNA, 1611 nt
Organism: Strongylocentrotus purpuratus (purple sea urchin)
Lineage: Eukaryota; Metazoa; Echinodermata; Echinoidea; Camarodonta; Strongylocentrotidae
Exons: 3
Coding region: 898-1335 (145 amino acids)
Source: RefSeq, a predicted model, not a curated record